GCGCGGGGGCUCCUGCGCGGCCCCGCGGAAAAAACAUCGGCCACAAAUUUCCCAAACUGCGAUUAUUUACUCAAAUGUAACGGGGUCGAGCUGCGCAGAGGAAAAACGCAGAGGCUGGAGCCUUUUUUUUUUUUUUUUUUUUUUUUUCCUUGCAUCAUUUGGAAAUUCUCAUAACUAAUUCAGAUUUUUUUAUUUAUUUAAUUUUUUUUUUUUUUGAGGAAGCAGUUUUGUGCAGUCACCUCUGGUCGGGAGGGAGGACUCGGGAGCGCGCAUGAGCUCGCAUGAGCUGCAGCACGUUUGGAGGUAUGUCAAACCGAGCUUUUCUUUUUUUUCCUUCUCAUUUAGAAAUCUUAAAUUUUUUUUUUUAGAAAAAUUUUCAAGAUGUCAAGUUUCUGCCGCUCCGUGAUGUAGGAACGGGCCGGCGCGUCCAUGCCGCUCCCUCCACACCAGAAGCACAGCGGAGGUGAAACCAUGAGCGCACAGGAAGCUGCCGGGAAAGACGGCGGCGCGACGGCGGCCGACGCCCCCAAGCCCGUCAGCCCCAAACCCGUCACCGUCACCGUGAAGAAGGAGCCCGGCACCGCCGAGACGCACAACGGCAAGGUCGGGGACGCCAACCCCGCAGAGAUCUGCGUGGUGAUCGGAGGGAACGACGGAGGGAUCGACGGCGGCUCCGGCCUGGGCCGAGGCCGAGCGCAGACCGAGGGUAUGUUCGCCCUUGGUACCCCCCCUCCGACCAAGAGCACUGACUCGUGCAUAGGUUCGUACGUUUGCGCUGUUUGCGGGAAGAAAUACAAGUAUUACAACUGCUUCCAAACGCACGUCCGGGCGCACAGAGAAUCAGAAACCCUGGUGGGAGACGGUUUGCCCCCGACGCCCAACAGUAGCAGCUUCCGUUACUCCUGCGACAUCUGUGGCAAGAAGUAUAAGUACUACAGCUGCUUCCAGGAGCACCGUGACCUGCACGCCGUCGACGAUCCGUACGAGCAGGUGGUGCUGCCGGUGGACGGGCUGAAGGAGGAGGAACCAGUCGAACCGUACCAGAAGAUCGGACCAAAAACAGGGAGCUACGUGUGUGAGUUCUGUGGGAAACAGUACAAAUACUUCAACCCGUACCAGGAACACGUGGCUCUGCACACGCCGCUGGGCUCGUUUGACCUGAAGACGUCCCGCCUGCAGGACUCAGGACUCAUGGACAUGAGCAAGUACGGACACAACCACGCUGGGAAAAUAAAGAACAGUCCAUUCAGGCGGAAACUGGAGAAUGCGAUUCAGUCCAGUCUGGUCGACACAAACAGCUCCCAGAACUCCAGCGGAACCCCGAGCCCCCUGGUGGCCACAUCCUUCACUACACAGAAGCCCUACACUUGUGGUGCCUGUGGCAUCCAGUUCCAGUUCUACAACAACCUGCUGGAGCACAUGCAGUCGCACGCCGCCGAUAACGAGAACCACAGCAAGGGGGACUCUCCCAAAACCUCGUCGGCCUCCGGCCCCCAGGACCCGCCGUGGAGAGGCGGCCCGGCCCCGGCCCUCGCCCCGGCCCACGCCCCGGCCCACGGCCCGGCCCUCGCCCCGGUGAAGCUGCAGGUCCAGCCCCAGAGCAUCUCCCAGAGGAACCACACGCUCAGCCAGAACAACGGGCUGCCGGAGAAGGAGCGGCAGCAGGUGGCCGAGCGGCUGCUGAGGGUCAUGUGCUCCGACCUCAGCAUGCUCAACGUGCUCAACAGCAAGGACUUCCUGAAGCUGGCGCAGACGCUGGUGGACACGGGCGCGCGCCACGGCGCCUACUCCACGCGCGACGCGCUGGGCAACAUGAGCGCGCUGGCGCUGCGGCAGCUGCCGCGCAUGUACAACCAGGUGAAGGUCAAGGUCACCUGCGCGCUGGGCUCCAACGCCUCGCUGGGCAUCGCCGUCACCUGCCACUCGCAGACGUCCGGCCCGGGCGCCUGCUACGUCCUCACGGCCUACCAGGUGGAGGGCUCGCGACUCAAGCGCUACGUGCUGGGCGUGCGCGAGGCGGAGCUGCGCGAGGGCCCCGAGCAGGUGCACCACUGGGUGCAGAACGUGCUGUCGGAGUUCGUCAUGUCCGACAUCCGCACGGUGUACGUGUCGGAGCCGCGGGCCUGGGCCGCCGGGUUCGCGGGGUCCCCGCUGGGGGGCGGCGGCCGCGGGAGGAUAUGCCUGCGCUGCGCCGGCUGCUCGCUGGGCGCCGUGGUGCAGGCCGUGCUGGGGAAGCGCAGCCUGCAGGCGCGCGGGCUGCACGAGCUGGCCGAGCUGCUGUCCACCUGCCGGGACAUCGCCGCCUCCACCACGCUGGCGCUGCGCGACGAGCCGUGCUUCGGCAGCAUCUCCGGCGGCGCGGCGGUGGGGGAGGACGGCGCCGCCCAGGGCCCGCCGGCGCAGUGCCCCACGCCGCCCUGCUGGGACCGUACGGCUGAGGCGCUGCUGCAGGUGCACGCCCACUUCGAGCACGUCUGCGAGGCGUACGGCCGCAGCAAGGCGUCGGCGCCGCUGCUGCAGAGCCUCAACAAGCACCUGCUGGCCACGCUGGCCGGCCUGCUGGCGCCGCUGCGCCUGGCCGCGCUGGAGCUGAGCAGCCAGCGCCGGCCCACGCUGCAGUUGGUGCUGCCCGUCUACCUGCGCCUGGAGAAGUUCUUCACGGCCAAGGCGGGCGAGGCCGGGACCGGCACCGCCAGCAAGCUCUGCCACUACUUCCUGGAGGCGCUCAAGGAGAACUUCAAGGUGGAGAGGGCUCACCAGGUGGCCAUGGUGCUGGACCCGCAGCUGAAGCUGCGCUCCGUUCCGGCCUACCAGCACGACGACAUCGUCUCCCGCGCCUGCGAGAUGGCGGCCGAGGCCCGGGACGGAGGCCUGAGCGGCGCCGGAGGCUCCGGCGGCGAGGAGCGGGACGCCGACGGCCCGCCCACCCCCAAGAUCAGCCGCGUCGAGGGCAGUGGCGGCACCGGCGGCAACAAUGGCGGCGGCGGUCCGUCCCGGAGCUCGUGCUCCGAGGACAGCCAGGGCCAGAUCCGCCCGGAGAUCUUCCAGUACCUGGCGGAGCCGCUGCUGCAGGGAACCCCGGACCUGUUCCAGUACUGGAGCUCCACGGUGGGGGACAAGUUCCCCCGGCUGGCCCGCCUGGCGCUGUGGCUGCUGGCCGUGCCCGCCGUCGGCAUCCGCAGCGAGUGCGUGACGGUGUGCGAGCAGAGCCUGGCCAUGAAGAGGCGGCAGCAGGUCACGGCCGAGGAGAUGAACAAGCUCAUCUUCCUGCGCUCCAACAUGGGUUAACACGUCUCCUCGGACUCGGACCGGCAACCAAACAAACACACCUUCACCUCCGACCUCCAAACCCACGACUCAAGACUUAUUUAUCACAGUAGUUUUAGACCAACUGUAAACUUUAAUGUGUUAGGAUACCUGAGAUAUUUACAGAGAACUUCACGUCGUAGAGGCUGCAAGCGUCCGUCAACAAGCUUAUAAAUUAUUUGGAUUGUUUUGUAAAGUAUGUGAUCAAAUAUCGUGGGGGAGAGAAGGAAGUGCGGCUUCGGUACGAUGCAAACGGGAACAUCUGAGGCCACGUUUACACGUAGCCGGGUAUUUACAAAAUCUGAUAUUUCCCCAUCUACGUUUUGAAAAAUACCAUCAUUUACACGAACCAGCAUAAAUAUCUGUUAAGGUGCUAUGAGCAGCCAAACCCUGACUUUUUUCUUGACAUUUCGACUUUUUUCUCAAAAUUGCAACUUUUUUCUCGAGAUUCUGACUUUUUUCUCAAAAUUUCAUCUUUUUACUCAAAAUUUCUCAAAAACGGAUAUUCCCCCUCUACGUUUUGAAAAAUCCCAUCAUUUCCAGGAACCUGCAUAAAUAUCUGUUAAGGUGCUAUGAGCAGCCAAACCUACAGGGGGCAGUGUAACGAGAAGAUAAAGUCAUGCUAGCCAAUCAGAAUCCUGGAAAAAAACACCAACAAAUGACACGAGUAACUUCCAGUUACUUCCAAGAUGAACGAGAGUCUUUGGUGUGGAGUGAUAGAGAAGUGGAGUUACUUUUAAGUGUGACGUUAGAAUAUAAAAUGGGUAAAAUACAAGAAAAUAUUGACGGUUACAAACAAAUUGUAAACACAGGUGUCACUCAUGACGCUGCACUGCAAAAACUCAAAAUCUUACCAGGAAUAUUUGUCUUAUUUCUAGUUAAAAUGUCUCAUUUUUAGUCAAAAAAUCUCAUUACACUUAAAACAAGAGACAUCACCAGAUAAAUAACUUGUUAUUUGACAAUUUUCACCAGUUUCAAGUAAAUUUUCACUUUUUUUCCAGUGACGAGUUUUGUUUAAGUGUAAUGAGAUUUUUUGGACUAAAAAUGAAACAUUUUAACUACAAAUAGACAAAUAUUCUUGUUAAGAUUUUGAGUUUUUGCAGUGUGGUGACGUUUCUGUCUCAUAAUGUGACGUUCUAAAGCCUAAAUGUCCGUUUCCCUCCAUUUACAAGCAAACGUGAAGACGGGAGUUUUUGAAAAUCUCCACUUUGAGUUUUCAGAAAUGAUCGGUUUAGUGACUUUGAGCUUCGUUUCGGUGUAAACGAACGGCGAAAAACGCAUGAAAACACCACCGGUUUUUUUGCUACGUGUAAACGGGGCCUGAAUCAUUCAAACGUAAUAAUAAUAAUAAUAAUUAAACCGCCAGAAGGCAAUGAACUGUUAUUCUCUCGGAGGGAAGCGGCAGCAUCUUCAGGUAACGGAGACGACUGUCAUCACAAUCACGGGGUGAAUCUUCACUGCCAACCAGCUGAUUUCCUUCCAAAUCACUAAAGAAAUCAAUAAUCUCAACAUAGCGAGCCUCGGACGAUGGACGGACGACUGAUCACUAUCAUUAGUUGUAGGUAAUUUGACGGUUAGUGGCCUCAAAAUGUAGCUUUGGGUGAUUUGCAUGCACUACAUGCAAAUCUUGCACAAAAGAGUAGAAAUUAUGAAGUGGAAUGCGUUUAGCUUUUGUUUUUUAAUCUUUAGCGUUGCUUUAGAAGUUUUUUCACGUUAUUAUUAUUAUUAUUAUUAUUAUUAUUAUUAUUAUUAUUAUUUACUGGUUUUCUUCAGCCUUACUGUACUUAUUAAAGGGGGAACAUUAAAACAACAAGUCCCUGUAUUAAAUUUCACCAAACGAGCCCGCGAUCUGAAACAUUUCAAAUAUUUUAAAUCAAAUAAGCUAGUGCUGGGCGGUAUACCGGUGUCUAUUUUCUUAUGAUAUGAAUUUUUCAUAUACCGUAUAUACCGGUGAGUAUGUACAGUAGCGUACACAACGCUGGGAACGUAGCGCCGCUGGACACUGUUUGUGAGGGGACUGUUUAGCAGCAGUGAUGCACCGAUUGUUCAGUAACCCAAAUUGUUCGGCCGAAAAUGGCAAAAAAACACUUUCGGUGUUCGGUGAAAUAAGUGGGGAAAAAACCGAACAAUUAAUAACGGCGUUGUAAUAAAAGGAAAUAGACUGGCCGCUCCCGUAACGGUUGCGCAUGUCAUUGAGUCACUACCCCAUUUGAGUCACACAUGCGCAGUCGCGUCCAACAACAGGGAAUGUUAUGCUAUAUAAGGGUAUUGAUGCAAAAAAUAUUUAUAUUAUUUUUAGCAAAAAAUAUUUAUAUUAUUUUUAGCAAGCAUAGCAUGAUAGCCAAAUUACCUUUCAAGAUGUAAUUACUCAUAGAACGAGUAAAACUGGGAUGAAACUUUCCAGAUUCCAUGUAGGCAUGGAGCUGAUGGAAAAAAUUAAAGUCGCUCAUUUUAAUCAAUAAUCGGGUAAUGACAACACUCUCUACUUCUCCACUGACUGACUGAUUUCCUGCUGAAAUGCACAUGUUGGACGCGACUGCGCAUGUGUGACUCAAAUCUGGUAAUGACAGCGCACCACAAAUAUAAAUUGUUGGCCAACCAAAAAGUAACCACAUAAGAAUUUUACCUAACAUUCACCAGGAGGUGGAACCAAAACCAAAAAAGUUUUUUAUGUUCAAUGAAUAUUUUCUACCUUGUAAUUUUGUAAAAGAUCAGUCAAACACUUAAAGUCUUUAAGUGUUGUCUGACUGAUUCUCUCACUUCAUUAGAAUCAUAAGUGUCGGCCAUGCAAACCUGUAUUUAUACUAGUGUGGACAUUCAUGUUUUUCUACAAUAUUUCCUCCUCAUGACAGUAAAAUAGUCCAUUCUAAGCCAAUUUACUGCAGCAAUUCCUUUCCAAAUCAUUAGAAAAUGUGGUUAACACUAGUGAUGCACCGAAAUGAAAAUUUGUGGCCGAAACCGAAAAUAAUAAUAAACACUUGGCCGAAUACCGAACAAUACCGAACAUGGUUCUUCGCAGUUUUUCAUUUAUUUUGCCAAUUUUUUCACCAUUGCAUAAAUCAAAUACAUUUGAUUUAGGCAUGCUUUUCAAAGAAAAAAAUCUUACAAAAUUACAAGGUAGAAAACAUUUGUUGAACAUAAAAAACUGAAAAUUUUUUUAAUUUCCCAGCAUUUCUUAAAUAUUCCAGCAGACAUUAUACCAGCAAAGAACAAUAACUUAAAAUAAAUAAAUUAGCAAAAUACAUUUUUUGGCCAUCUUUGAGCUUACGUUAGGCUUAACUGACUGAACAAUGUAACAUAGGCCUUAAAACAAUAAAAAUGCAUUAAAGCGCUCAGGGUUUUUUAUCGUUUCAAAUGAUAAAUCAAACUUGUAGCUGAAAGACUUUGCAGAUGUGCCCCCUCUAGAUAUUUGAGCAGAACAUUCAUUGCAAACAGCCAUUCUUGUAUUAUUCUUUGCCACUCUAAAAUACUUCCACACUGCUGACAUGUUUGCACCGCACCACUUCACUCCACGCUUUUCGCUGUUUGAUUUCGUCAUCUAAACGAACCUGUAAUAGAUUGAUUUAUGUUGUUUUGGGGAUGUUGGACCGUUUCCCCCUCCGUCUGGGGGCUCCGGUGGCGCCGGGGGUGCCCGUGGAGGUACGGUGGGGCCCUGGCCCGGCUCGGAGGGCCGGCCCCCGUCUACUGGAUGGCCGGUGGGGGAGCGUGGGCGUCUUACUAGGGCCGAUUUAUGUUGUUUUGGUUCCACCUGCUGGUGAAUGUUAGGUAAAAUUCUUAUGGGGUUACUUUUUGGUUGGCCAACGAUUUAUGUUUGUGGUGCAACUGUUACGGGAGCGGCCAGUCUAUUUCCUUAUAUUACAACGCCGUUAUUAAUUGUUCGGUUUUUUUCCCCACUUAUUCCACCGAACACCAAAAGUGUUUUUUUGCCAUUUUCGGCCGAACAAUUUCGGUUACCGAACAAUCGGGGCAUCACUAGUUAACACCCAGUUGUGCAUGAAAAAAAAAUAUACCGUGAUAUACCGUGAAACCGAUAUAAUUUUGAAAAAUACCGUGAUAUAAAUUAUUGGUCAUACCACCCAGCACUAAAAUAAGCAACAUUAUUAUCCCGGGAAACUUGUGGGUAAGACUGAUUUAUGACGACAUACAUCCUUCACGUGUGUGUAUUUAUUUUUAACGCCUAGAUUUGAGGAGGCUGGUCAUUUAUUUAUUGCUGUUUCCAGGUUUACCAUCCUACUAUCCUCAUAGUCUUCCUAAAAGCGAGCGACAGAUUUCCCUUUUUUAAGGCAAUAAGCUUUAUCACAGGAAGCGGUUUCCCGACACACACGCCCGACUGUUUCUCAUGACACUCCUGCAGUAAAUUCUGUUAGGUUUUUAGCGAAGUGGAGGGGGAUUUUCUCAGGAAUGAGCACAUCCAAGCAGGCACAGCCACUUUUCCUCACUGUAUACCGGACAGAAACCAACUGUGACCUCAGUGCCGAGGUACGGACCCAACCGUGAAUCCCUCCGCCCCAGAAACAAGAUACACUCAACUGCCGUUCAGCAAGUCAGAGGACGAAACGCGUUUAUUUUUUUACAGAGUCACAACCAGUCAGGGGCGUCAGUUGGGUCUAAGGUACGGCAGCCGCCACAGCUCGGCUUCAAGGGAAAAUGUAAAUGUUUGUUCUUUUAAAUACAUUUAUGGAAUUA
Messenger RNA from Cololabis saira (Pacific saury), 7992 nucleotides. It is a transcript of the gene znf618, whose product is annotated as zinc finger protein 618. Bases 430 to 3288 code for a protein of 952 amino acids. The transcript is spliced from 14 exons. NCBI's taxonomy places the organism in Eukaryota, Metazoa, Chordata, Actinopteri, Beloniformes, Belonidae. Gene Ontology annotation, molecular function: protein dimerization activity. The record is from RefSeq and is a predicted model, not a curated record.